Molecule: messenger RNA, 1644 nt
Organism: Candidozyma auris
Lineage: Eukaryota; Fungi; Ascomycota; Pichiomycetes; Serinales; Metschnikowiaceae
Gene: SSZ1
Product: Ssz1p
Exons: 1
Coding region: 1-1644 (547 amino acids)
Biological process (GO): protein folding
Cellular component (GO): cytosol; nucleus
Molecular function (GO): ATP binding; ATP-dependent protein folding chaperone
Source: RefSeq, a predicted model, not a curated record
AUGUCUAGUGUAAUCGGUAUCACUUUCGGUAACACAUCAUCCUCGAUUGCAGUUGCCACUCAGGAUGGCAGAGUCGAUGUGAUCGCCAACCCUGAUGGUGACAGAGCCAUUCCCUCCGUUCUUUCGUACGUGGGAAUCGAUGAAUACCACGGUGCUCAGGCCAGAUCGCAACUAGUGAGAAACCCAAAGAACACCAUCAUUAACUUUAGAGACUACAUUGGCAAGAAAUACGACGAGGUUGACUUCUGGGCCUCUUCUGCUGGUGCUCAACCUAUUAAGACUGCAGACGGUGGUAUUGGAUACAAGAUUGCUAGAGAAGAUGGUGACGAGAUCGUCACAGUGGAGGAAGCUGUCACAAGACAUUUCAAGCAAUUGAGAAGCGCUGCUGAGGACUACCUUGGACGCAAAGUGGAAAAGGCUGUGUUGACGGUGCCCACUGACUUCUCAAAGCACCAGAAGGACUUGCUUAACAAAUCGGUGGAGGCUGCUGGCUUGAAGGUCUUGCAGUUUAUCAAUGAGCCAUCUGCUGCAUUGCUUUCUCAUUUGACUUCUUCAGGGGAAGAGGCUAUGCUCAAGGACAAGCUUUAUGUUGUCGCUGACUUCGGUGGUAUCAGAUCGGACGCCGCUGUGAUCUCUGUGAGAGGCGGCAUCAUGACUAUAUUGGCUACUGUCCACAACCACAAGCUAGGUGGUGACGAUUUGGAUGAUGCUCUCUCAGACCACUUCGCCAAGGAAUUUCAGAAGAAGUUUAAGGCUGACGCUAAAGGCAGUGCCAGAAGCUUGGCCAAGUUAAAAUCAGAGUCCAUUGUCACCAAGAAGACUUUGUCCAACGUUCCAACAUCGUCAUUUUCGAUUGAGUCUCUUGCUGACGGCUUUGAUUUCUUGUCUAACAUCAACAGAUUGAGAUUUGAAUUGGCCGCCAGAAAGCCAUUAUCAGAAAUGACUGCUUUCGUCGAGCUGGUAGUCCUGAAAGCCGGUUUGGAGCCUCUAGACAUUGAUGAGGUUCUUUUAGCCGGCGGAUCAUCCAACGUUGUUAAGUUAGCCUCCAACAUUCAGUUUAUUUUCCCAGAAUCCAUUACCGUGGUUGCCCCAUCUUUGGACCCUAAGGCUGCCUACCCCGAAGAGUUGUCCACCAGAGGAGCUGCUUUGCAGGCUGCCUUAGUUGAGACUUUUGAUGAUGAGGAAAUACACGAGUCUUUGCAGCCCAUCGUUGUCAACACCCAGCAUUUGGCCAAGCCAAUUGGAAUCAAGGACGCCGCUGGCAACUUUGUGCCAAUUUUGGUUGCAGAGACAGCUUAUCCAAUCAAAAAAUCUCUUGAGGUCACGAAUGGCGAUGCGUCCGAUGUUGUCAUUGAAUUGUUCGAAGGUAAGAGAAACGUGAAGGAGACUGUUAUAGAGCCUGCACCAAAGAGAGAAGAGGAGGAGGACUCUGAGGAUGAAUCUGACGAGGAGCCGGAGAUCAAUAGAGAAGUUGAAUACCUAACCGGCGAGUUGUUGGCCAAGUUGGCUCUCACUGACUUGAAGCCAAAUUCCAACUUGGAAGUGAUCAUCAACAUCACUCAGAACGGUGUGUUGCAUUUGUCCGGAAGAGAAGUGAAGCAAGGAUCGACCGCAGUAAAGGGUGAAAUAAAGGCGGCUGCUUAG